AUGGAUAAGCCCAAAAGCUUGAUCAAGAAGAGUCUACAAAAAGAGAAGCAGAUUGUUGUGCAUCCACUGCCACUGAGAAAACCUUCUGUCACACCUUCAAAUGCUUCUGGUUUGUACACUCUACCUUUACUUCAACCUUCCUUCAAAUUCUUGGCAAUUAAUCAACCAAAUUCAACCAACUCAUCACGUGGAGCUUUGUCAAUGAAGGAAGAAACUAAGAGCCUUGAACCAUCAUCAAGUGAGGUCAGAAACAUGACCUACAACUACAAGCUACAAGAAAUUCCAAAAAUUGAUAAGUUUAUGGAAGAGGGAUUCAAAUGCAGUGCACUUUGCAUGCCUCUUCCAGGGUUUGGGAAAAUAAAGACAGUUAAAGCAAGAAAAAAGGAAACCCAAAUGCAUGCAGUGAAUCCUGUGCUAUCAUUAUCAAAGCCAAGCUCUUUGGAAAAGUUUGAACGUAGUUGCCUGGUUUCACAAGUCAGAGUUCAUGAAAACGAAGGAGAUAACUCCAUAAGUUCCUACUUUGAUCUUCCAUCCGAAUUGUUUAAAUUCAGCAGCCAUAAUGCAUAA
Molecule: messenger RNA, 567 nt
Organism: Vigna umbellata (rice bean)
Lineage: Eukaryota; Viridiplantae; Streptophyta; Magnoliopsida; Fabales; Fabaceae
Biological process (GO): photosystem I assembly; response to photooxidative stress
Cellular component (GO): chloroplast thylakoid membrane
Source: RefSeq, a predicted model, not a curated record